This is a messenger RNA of Chara braunii, 3251 nucleotides long. The record is from the annotation of a GenBank genome assembly. NCBI's taxonomy places the organism in Eukaryota, Viridiplantae, Streptophyta, Charophyceae, Charales, Characeae.
CACGGCCUUGUUGACCGAUCCCGAAGGAGAGGUUACUUAGAUACAGGGAUUCUUGGGAUAGAGAGAGAACACAAGAUCUGCGACCGGAACGGGAUACUGGAGGUGGUAAUCAAGGCAGUGGAGGGCUAGGAUUGGAGGCGGACGUGACGUGAGUCGUGACAAAGAAACAGGUCUGGGCUGCCGCGACUGUCACGGGUCCGGGCUGCAGCGACUGUCAUAGGAACGGGCUGUAACAGUUGGCUAGAAUACCUAACUGCAUCUUCUGGCGGUCCAAUGGAACCCGACACGAUGGGGCCACAACCGACCACGGGCGAAGCCGGAGAAGAGUACAGGGCAUCGCCCGAUCGAGCAGUGAGGGAUCUGAAGGAACGAAUUAGGCAAGAAGCACCGCUGAGAUGGGCUGACCAAACCAAUGAUGGAGGUCCCGACAUGAGAGGUGAAUCAGUUGCAACAGACCCGCAGGAGGCUCUAAAGACGGGUACCUCGAGCGGACGACGAGAUGCGACGAGGCGACGCUCCCCCAAGUACGAGCGGAGGGACACCAUAGCAGAUUGGCACAGAGACGACUGGAGAGAGAGCUUGAGGGAUUCCUGUUGGAGGGACAGAGAUAGAGACAGCGCGCCGCCCAGGCGGGUCUUCGAUCUCCAGACAGGGGAGUCACAUCCGCUUCCUUAUGAGAGCAAGGACCGCUAUAUUAUUACGCACAAGGUCUCAGAGCCUCCUACCUUCAGGGGUUAUGGUAUCACUGAAUAUCUGGAGAAGUGGGAGCUUCAUGCCAGCCGGAGUCAGUGGUCGGAGGAAGAAAUUAUAGAGAACUUCCUAUUUAAUGUGGACCCAAGUCUCGGUAGGGAAGUUAAGGAAGCUCGACCGAAGGAUGGGAAAUGGACUACGUACAAGAAGAGCCUUGUUGAGCUUUACAAAAUGGAGGAUAACAAGUAUUCCAUCAAGGACCUUGAAACAAUGACUCAAGAUGAAGAUGAGAGCGUACGGGCAUUUGGGAUGCGUUUCCAAAAGAUCUCCGACGUGCUGAUGAAGAAGGGGAAGAUCUCAGAGGUCGAGCGUUGUACUAUCUUUAUCGGACACUUGUCCAAAGGUAGGCAAAAGAGUAUACUUAGAGAUCUUCCGCGCGACAGGCUUGAUUUCCCUGAAGUCCUAAAGCUCGCGAUAAAGGCAGAGGCAGACGAUUACCAGGACUUGGUGUGGAGAGGGAUGAGGAGACGUGACUUCUCUCUCUACAAGGAGUAUGUCACUGAUAAAUGUCCUGAUUUCAAGGAUUAUCCCUGGUCGGAGAAGAAUGAGGYCGUGGCUGAGGAAGUGAAGGAGAUACGGGACAUGGUGAAGGGAUUAACGAGACAGGUUACAGAGAUUGUGAUCGCCACAGGGGUCACGGCCUACCGGGACAAACCUGGAGGGCCCUAUUCACUUCGCUGGGACCGUAGGAACAAUGAUCCUUGGAGGAGUGUCGAGGAUAGAAAUCCUCGGACGCUGAUUAAUUAUCGUACGAGGGUGAGGGAUAGAGACGAUGAAUUAUGGCGACGYAGGGACGAUGAGAUAGACCGAGACCGCAGAGAUCGCGAGCUAUUUGUGCGAGCAAGGAGGCUAGAUGAUUACCCCCGAAGCCCUCGCUAUGAGGCCGAAUGGGGUAGGGGUGACUCCCGCGGCCGAUGGGAGAGGGGCGGCAGAUACGAGAGAUCGGACCGGGAUGGAUAUAGGGACGACAGAUACGAGAGGUCGGGUCGAGAUGGCUACAGAGGAAGUAGAUAUGAGAGAGGAGAUCGGGACUGGGAACGACAAGAUGGGACACGUGGACGGUUUGAGCGUGGGGAAGAAGCGAGAAAGCAGCGCGACGAGACGCGAGGAUGGCACAACCGAGGGGACCGACGCGAUGAGUCACGAGGACGCUAUGACUCGAGGGACCGCCGGAAUGACUCGCGAGGGCAGUAUGAGCGAGGAGGGUCUGGAGAAGACCGGCGCAACGAUUCGCGCAGUCGGAAUGAAAGAGGGGGAUAUGGUGUCUCAUCAGAACCAUAUCCAAAGUCGCCUGACCCCAACGCGGCCAGGAAUUCGAUGUCUAGAGGCGCAGACAACAGGGCGUCUACUCCCAGGAACUCAUGCGUCUAUUGUAGAGGAGAAGAUCAUAUCAAGAGGAAUAGCCCAGACCUUAAACGGGCAAUAGAUGAGGGGCUUGUCGUGCUUGACGACCGCAAGUACGUCAAGUGGGAAGAUGAUCUGGGAGAUGUAUCGAUGUUUCCUUCGAUGAAGGAGAACGUCGAAGCUAGGAGAAUAAAGACGAGUAAAGGAAUGGAGCCGGUCAGGAGCCAGAGCAUCAAGAUAAUCUUUGAGGGGGAUAUCGCGACCACACCCAUAAGGAUGGCAGCCACCAAGUCAGCAAGAGGGUCUACAUUGAAGAAGACUGACACGGAUUAUGUGAUGACGGAGAAGGACGGGCAACGGAUCGAUGGAGAGGAGGUUAUCCUUUCGCCACGAAAGAGGGGGGUGAAGAAGUUCUUAAUGAAGAGUUCGUUGGACGAGAUUGACACGGUUGAGCCACUGAGGCGGGCUCUUCGGCAACCAAUGCAGUGCUCUAUUCUGGAGUACCUGGCGGCAUCGAAGCCGGCCCGUGAUGAAUUACAGAUGAUCACGCGGAAGACUCGCGUACCUCUAUCAGAGGAGGGUCAGGGAGCCCCUAAAGCGGAGGCUUCUACAGUAGCGGUAACGGGGGUGACAGCCAGAGCGGAUCGCGUGGCGACAGCCCUUCUCGAUGGGAUGGAAGGUGUGCCACCAGAAAAGUUUUAUAUACUUGGUAGCGGGACUGUAGAGACGAUUAUAAACGAUGGAGCGGUACUUGAUGCUGUGAUUGAUAACGACAAUGAGACUGUCAUCAUACACGAGGACCUGGCGGUACAAGUUGGACUGGGCCUCGAUAGGUCAUACCUAUUCGAGAUAGAGACGGCUGAUGGGAGAAAGCAACAGAUCACUGGGGUUUGUCACAAGGCAGCCAUAGAGGUCCAAGGGGUACGAGUGAUCCUGCCUGUCUUUGCAGUCAAGAACUGCAGCUCCGACCUGCUCUUGGGUCGAACGUGGCUGAGCCACGUGCAUGUGGUGACGAUAGAGCGACCUGAUGGGAGCCAAACAUUGUCCAUUAAGAAGUCAGACGGGACGCGGAAUCAGGGGUACCCUGAGUUCUCAUAAUUCCUGCAGCCCGGUCAUCCCAAAGCACUGUCAAAACGCGGACUUAACCUUGAGCCUAA